Messenger RNA from Podospora pseudopauciseta, 3912 nucleotides. RefSeq lists its product as uncharacterized. Lineage: Eukaryota; Fungi; Ascomycota; Sordariomycetes; Sordariales; Podosporaceae. The record is from RefSeq and is a predicted model, not a curated record. The transcript has a single exon. Bases 1 to 3912 code for a protein of 1303 amino acids. Gene Ontology annotation, molecular function: lipid binding.
AUGGACGAGUUUGAAGAACGCGGCCCCCGCCGCGCCCAUGGCGGUCCAUACACAUCCAAACACCCAGUCCCGACCAUUAGAGGAUACCGUGAACACCGUGCUGAGAUCAGGCAGCGCCAGGAGCAGGCCGCUGCCAACGAAAUCGAGGCCAUUCCCACAGGUGACAACAAUCCAGAUGACCCAGACGACAACACGACCCAUCCAGCCGCCGGUGGCAUCGACUCAGUAAACGGCAAUACUGAUUUAAAGUCCAAAGGCAAGCGAGCCUAUCAAUCCAUCAAAACCAUCGCCAAAGACGAGGAUCAAAAUAGUGACAAGCAAACGCCCUACCGGUCAGUCAAUCGACACACCAUCCCACAAGACGAAAGAGAGGCACUCAAACAGCAAUCAGAUGCCGAUGAAACUUCCGGCCAAGAGACAGCAACUGACGGGGAUGACGAGCUGGAAACUGAUCCAAAGGAAAAGUCCGCAACAGAAACCGCGGCUGCGACUAUCUCACCGAAAGAAAAGCGCAAAGCGAUGAAGAAGGCACACAAGGGGAAGAAGCGAAGAAAGGGAAGAAAGGUUACCGAUCCGGUGACGCAUUUACCGGUGGUGAUCCACGACAUGACGGAUGGGGAUUUGAAAGCCGUGGGGUCGGACUCAGGGGUGUCGGGGUUAUCAAGUGAUGAUGAGGGUGGAGAUGAGGAGCUGAUGCAGGGAUUGUUCCCGCCGCCGGACUUGAAGCACACGAAGAAGGAGUUGGGUAGGGUAUACAGGAAGGCGGUAAGUGUCUACGGCAUCGCCAUUGGGGUGAUUCUCGGGUUGGUGGUGUUAGGCCUAGGGUGGGGAGCGGUCCUUGAACAACGACAGAACUGGACACAGUCCACUUUCAUCACAGCAACCGCCGUCAUUGCAGUCACAGCUCUUGCUACCAUCGGACUCGCGCAAGGUCUCUCAUUCUGGAUCUCGAAGAAAGUCGACCAAAUUUUAGAAGAUCAAGUUUGGGACGCGGAUCGAGAACAAGAGAUGUCGCUAAACAACAGAUCAUCCGACAAUCUACCCGAGUCUGUUGCCUGGCUCAACUCGCUGCUCGGUUCCAUUUGGCCACUCAUCAACCCCGACCUAUUUGCCUCCCUGAUCGAUACACUGGAAGAUGUCAUGCAAGCCUCCCUCCCCAAAGUCAUCAGGAUGGUGAGUGUGGAUGACAUCGGUCAAGGCAGCGAAGGUGUGCGCAUCUUGGGUGUCAAAUGGCUGCCCACGGCCAAAGCAGCCGAGUCAGUGAGCCAUGACGAUGGGGAUGGAGAAGAAGAAAUGGAGGCCGAGGAAGGUGAUUUUGUCAACUUGGAACUGGCACUUGCAUACCGGGCGCAGAAGUCGGGGAAGACGAUCAAGUCCAAGGCGAAAAAUGCCCACCUGUACCUCAAAUUCUACCUGCCUGGUGGGCUGGCUGUGCCUGUUUGGGUGGAACUGAAGGGGUUGGUGGGUGUGAUGAGGUUCAGGCUGCAGCUUACCCCUGAUCCGCCAUUCUUUGAGCUCUGCACUCUCACCUUCUUGGGGCAACCCAGGGCGGACAUCUCUUGUGUACCGCUGUCGAAGCACAAUCUCAACCUCAUGAACGUGCCCUUUAUCUCGGGAUUCGUGCAGUCGGCUAUGGAUGCAGCAUUGGCGGAAUACGUUGCUCCCAAGUCACUGACGCUGAACCUCAAAGACAUGCUUGUCGGGGACGACUUCAAGAAGGACACCGUCUCCAGGGGCGUCGUGGCGGUGCAUAUCGAUCGGGCCAGGGGGUUCAAGGAGGGUGAUAGUGGCUUGGGUUUUAUCAAGCCCGGCUCCAGCGAUUCGUAUGUCUCGGUUUCUUGGGGAAAGUUUGGGAAGCCGGUUGGUUCGACGCGAAUCAUCAAGAGCGACCAAUCGCCAAACUGGAACGAGUGGAUAUUUGUGCUGGUGUCGCCAGAUGAGAUCAACGCGGAGGAAACACUCAGGAUUCAGCUCUGGGACUCGGACAAGCAUACCGCCGAUGACGAUUUGGGAAAGCUGGAAGUGACUCUGAAGGAGUUGAUGCACGGCCAAGACACGAGAAAUAAGAUGUGUGAGAGGGAGGAUGACCUGCACGCGGACGAUCCUGACGAGAAGCUGCCGGGGCAGUUGAAGUGGUCGGUGGGGUACUUUUCCAAGGCACAUAUCCAACAGUGCCAACUUGACCGACAAACCGUCGACCCAUCGAUUCGGACUGUUGAGGAUCUGAAGAAGAAAACCAAGGAGCAGACAAAGCACAAGCUGAGAGAGGCGCUCGACGCCGGCUCAGAAGAAGAAACGGACGAACUAGCCCAGCAAGAGGUACAGGAUCUGAAAGAGAUGGAGGAUAUGAUGAUCAUCUCUGCUCCUCCCCCACAAGGAUAUCCGAGCGGAAUCUUGGGUAUCCAGAUUCACAACAUCAUGGGGCUGGAGGUGGCCAAGCUCAACCGCGACCGUUCGGCCGAUUCAAAUUCGGGCGGAAACCAGAUUGAGGAAGAAGGGGAGGCUGGGGACGGGGAUGCACCCGACGGCUACUGCACCAUCAUCCUCAACCAUGUCCAGGUGUACAAGACCAGAACGAAGCCUAAAAAUGCGCAUCCCUUCUUCAACGCCGGAACGGAGCGGUUUAUCAGGGACUGGAAGACUGCCGAGGUCAUGAUCUCUGUCAGAGAUAGCCGAGAAGGGGAGAGCGAUCCUCUUUUGGGAGUGGUGUACCUGCCAUUGCGAAAGGUCUUUGCCGACAGGAGCCAAGUCAUGGGAACAUGGCCUCUUGCGGGUGGGAUCGGCUAUGGCCGUGUCAGGGUCAGCAUGGUCUGGAGGAGCGUGAAGCUGAACAUGGUCAAGGAAAUUGGGACCGGAUGGGAGUAUGGGACUCUGGAGGUCAAAGCACCCAUCAAGCCUGCGGGUGGUCUGGAUCAGGAGCUCAUGAAGAAGUGGAACAAAAUAAAGAUCAAGACCAAGAUUGGAAACGAAAAGAUGCACUUCUCUUCAGAAAUUGACGCGUGGAGACCCAAGAGACAGAGCAAGGAGAAUGUCUUUGUCGGCGUUUCGAACCGAUAUGCAACUUCGUUAGUGCUUGAGUUCAAGGAUACGAGCAAGGUUAUGGGAGAGGAUGCCGUUGCCUUGGCUGUCUUGUGGCUGGGAGACAUCCCCGAUGAGGAGGAGACGACUGUCAGGCUCAAAGUCUGGAAGGGCGGUAAAAAGCAGCUGAAGCGGGCAAAGGGGUGUGCCGAUUAUGAAGGACUGGAGGAUGGCGAAGAGCCUUUCGGUGAAGUGGAGCUGACGGUCAGGUUGUGGAGAGGACUGAGCGGUUAUCACAAGCAUAUUGGAGGAAAGUCGAGCAACAAAUCAUCAUGUAUCAGGAGCGUACUGGAAGUCUUGGACACAGUGAAUGACGAGAAGAUGAUUGACUAUUAUAAUGACUCAGAGUCAGGGUCUGAUUCCUCCUCAGACUCAGAGUCAUCUUCCAGCUCAGAUUCGGACUUUGGGGAAGACGGCGGUCAGGGUGCACCACGAAAGGGAGAUCCAAAUGAGGAAGCUGAGAAGCGAAAGAUGCUUCGCAAGGCGGGCCAGGAUAGUACGACUGAGUACUCUUCAGAAGAAGACGGACAGUCGGGGAAUGGAAACCCCAUCAAGCCUGUCAAGAGGGCAAAAACAAAGAUCAAGAAGCGAGCGUCAUCGUUGGUGGAUGGAAAGGACGGCAGCGAUGAUGAUGGGAAACGGGGGCCGAUUUCUCAGCUGCAGGACUACAAGAGGCAUCACAAGCAGCUUCACCGCAAGCACAGAGGUGUCAUGCAGUGGAAGGCCGCUAGGUCGGUGGGUUGGAUGGCGGACAAGGUGAAGGAUGGGAAGAGCAAAGUUCAGGGGCUCGUGCAUCAUAGUGAUAAGGAGCAGGGGAUUGAGACCGAGGUGUAG